CUAUCCCAAACGAUUCUUCACACUGGAACGAUGAGCAGCGUUCCAGCGCACACCGCCGUUCCAUUCCAAUUCCAACUCCAACAAUAUUCUAAUUCAAAUCCAUCAAAUCUCAAUUUCCCUCGCUAUCCCAAUUCCUCAAAUCCCAUUAAACCCAUUGUUCUAUGGACCUCUUCUAUUGCUCGCUACUGCCGCAACGACCAAUUACCCGAAGCCGCCGCAGAGUUUACCAGGAUGAGACUCGCCGGAGUUGAGCCGAACCACAUCACAUUCAUUACGCUUCUCUCCGGCUGUGCUGAUUUUCCGUCACACAGCCUCCACUUCGGCGCUUCUCUUCAUGGGUACGUCCGUAAAUUAGGUUUGGAUACAGGGCAUGUAAUGGUUGGGACUGCUCUUAUUGCUAUGUAUGCCAAAUGUGCUCAAUUGGGUCUUGCUAGGAAUGUUUUUGAUUAUCUAGACAUGAAAAACUCUGUCACUUGGAACACGAUGCUCGAUGGGUACAUGAGGAAUGGAGAGAUUGAGUUGGCCAUUGAACUGUUUGAUGAAAUGCCUACAAGAGAUGCGAUUUCCUGGACGGCUUUAAUUAAUGGUUUUUUGAAACAGGGGUACUCUGAACAAGCAUUGGAGUGCUUCCAUGAAAUGCAAUGCUCGGGUAUCGAGCCUGAUUAUGUGUCAAUAAUUGCUGUUCUUGCGGCGUGUGCUGAUUUGGGUGCGCUUUCUUUUGGGUUAUGGGUUAAUCGGUUCCUUAUGCAGCAGGAGUUUAAGGAUAAUAUUAGGAUAAGUAAUUCAUUGAUAGAUAUGUAUUCUCGAUGUGGAUGCAUUGAGUUUGCCCGCCAAGUGUUUGAUAAAAUGCCCAAACGAACUUUGGUAUCUUGGAAUUCAAUGAUUGUGGGAUUUGCUAUUAAUGGCUUUGCAGAUGAAUCUCUGGAGUUUUUUGAUGCAAUGCAGAAGGAAGGAUUCAAGGCAGAUGGAGUUAGCUACACGGGAGCUCUUACUGCGUGUAGCCAUGCUGGCUUAGUGAACAAGGGGCUGGAAUUGUUUGAUAACAUGAAGAGAGUACAUAGAAUUACUCCUAGGAUUGAGCAUUAUGGAUGCAUUGUUGACCUUUACAGCCGUGCAGGGAGGUUGGAUGAAGCGUUGAACGUGAUCGAGACAAUGCCGAUGAAACCAAAUGAAGUUGUACUCGGGUCGCUGCUGGCUGCCUGCAGGACUCAUGGUGAUGUGAGCCUGGCUGAAAGGUUGAUCAAAUAUCUCUUUGAGUUGGACCCUGGUGGUGAUUCGAGUUACGUGCUGCUUUCGAACAUAUAUGCAGCAGUCGGGAGGUGGGAAGGCGCCAACAAGGUCAGGAGAACAAUGAAAGCCCGAGGCGUGCAGAAAAAACCGGGGUUUAGCUCGAUUGAGAUCGAUGGUAAGGUUCAUGAGUUUGUUGCUGGUGACAAAUACCAUGCUGAUGCAGAUAAUAUCUACUCGAUGUUAGAGGUGUUGUUUCAUGAACUCAAGAUAUGUGGCUAUGUUCCUGAAACGGCUACCUUAAUGAAUGGUAAUGAAUCUAGUAAAGAGUAUUGAAGCUUAUUU
Messenger RNA from Cucurbita pepo subsp. pepo (vegetable marrow), 1572 nucleotides. RefSeq names its product Tetratricopeptide repeat (TPR)-like superfamily protein (gene PDE247). Gene Ontology annotation, biological process: RNA modification. Gene Ontology annotation, molecular function: RNA binding; protein binding. The record is from RefSeq and is a predicted model, not a curated record. NCBI's taxonomy places the organism in Eukaryota, Viridiplantae, Streptophyta, Magnoliopsida, Cucurbitales, Cucurbitaceae.